AUGGCUGCCACCAUGGGAGGACGACCGCCAUCCACCGACAACAGCAAACGCAAGGCCGCCAUGGACGUUGCUACAAGCCUCGGAGCGCAAGGUCCUAGGAAGCGAUCGAAACCAACCCGCAAGAAAAAAGGCGACCAGAUGAAGAAAGCCAGUGAUAUCUUCCGCUUCGUGGAUUUACCAGGCGAGCUUCGUGACAAUGUCUACGAGAAGGUCUUCGAGGGUCGCCCAACCAGACUACACCGCAACAGCGCCAACAAACCCCUAGCUAUAGAAUCAGGGCUCGCACGCUCCAAUCAUCCAAACAAGUGUUACCUCAUUGCCUUCUUCAAUCGACUCUCCGAAGCCCAGCUCGCCAAGCUACAGCCAUCAAAAGAAAAGACGCCAGCAAAGCGAGUUGUCAGAAUCGAGCUCAUGUUCGCCAUCCCAGCUGCCGGCAUCGAAACUCCAGCGUUCGGCUUCCCGAGAGAGGUCAGGCAUUUGCCGGCGUUCGACAACUGCUUCCCGCUCUGGUGGCCGAUAUCGAGGGACGUCAAUCCAGCGACUUCGACUGGAAGGCGAUUUCGCGAGGCGAGGAAGAUUUUCAAGGCCAUUCUCAAGGCUACUUCCGAAGACUGCACCAAAGUCCCAGAGUGGCGUGUCGGUGGGCUGAAGGAGGAUGUGGAAGGCGAAGAUGAAGAGUGUGGUGAUAGCUGA
Messenger RNA from Fulvia fulva, 693 nucleotides. RefSeq lists its product as uncharacterized. The record is from RefSeq and is a predicted model, not a curated record. The coding region runs from base 1 to 693 and encodes 230 amino acids. The transcript has 3 exons. Lineage: Eukaryota; Fungi; Ascomycota; Dothideomycetes; Mycosphaerellales; Mycosphaerellaceae.